Molecule: messenger RNA, 1029 nt
Organism: Procambarus clarkii (red swamp crayfish)
Lineage: Eukaryota; Metazoa; Arthropoda; Malacostraca; Decapoda; Cambaridae
Source: RefSeq, a predicted model, not a curated record
AUUCGUAGUACGUUGUAGAGUAUGAGAAGGAGACGCUGCGGCAGCCUGGGCGGUCAGGGCAGACUGUGAACAUGCAAACUGCACCUACGAUCAAGAAGAAGAAGGCUGUAAGCUGUGACUCGUCCUCCCGCUGACCGCUAUAUUUCUUCACAAGGGAGUAUACUCUCACUACCUUCUCUAAAUUUGGACUAGCAGGGCACAUACGACUUAGUCUCGUCGCUGCCUUUCGUACCAACAUCAACAUUACGGCACGUAGUAGUAGAACAGGAAUUCAAGUCACGCUACCUAGAAAAAACUGAUUGCAAGCAAAAUUGCACAAUGGAAGUAAGAACUUCGAAAAUCUAUGAAGAGUUGCCAGAAAUUGUCAUAAAACGUUCAUCAGAUUUAAUUGGUCUUGCACAUGAGGCAGAUGCUGGUUCAUCCAAGCAGCAACUCCGAGACUUUCUUGAGGCUACUGUUCCCAGUGCUGAUAAAGAUGAAGUUACUGAUGAGGUGAGUGUGUGUUUAUGUACUUCUUGCAUCACCUACACACCGCCCCAUAAGAAAGCUAGACGACGACCUCACAAAUCCCUAUAUUUUGGUUGUUUCAUGAGAGUUACCAAAUCAAGGUGUUCUGAGUAUGUAGGCACACAAGGAAUUGUCAUUAGGGAGACCAAGAAUACAUUUAUGAUGAUUUGUCCUAAUGAUCAAGUGAAAAUUAUUCCCAAAUUACAUAGUGAAUUUAGUUUUGUCGUCGGUAAAGUUGGCUUCUCUGUGCUAGGUAAUCACUUGCAUCAGAGAUCAGCUGAAAGAGCAAAGCAUAACUUUAAGAAGCUCAGCCUCUGGUUAUAAGACACGGUAUAAUUUUAUUAACUAAAUUUAUAAUUGCAGUUAUGAGAGAUAUUACAAUGAUUGUAUUUUGCUUUUGAAUGUUAAUGAAGUGUUUAACACCAAAAAAUAUCAAUACACUAUAGACAAACUUAAAAAAUGGACUGUCUUUAUUAACUAUGAUGAAUAAAUAUAUAAAUAAUAAAAUAGAAUUUUCCACAA